Umbelopsis ramanniana AG is the source of this 695-nucleotide messenger RNA. RefSeq lists its product as uncharacterized. The coding region runs from base 35 to 622 and encodes 195 amino acids. NCBI's taxonomy places the organism in Eukaryota, Fungi, Mucoromycota, Umbelopsidomycetes, Umbelopsidales, Umbelopsidaceae. The transcript has 3 exons. The record is from RefSeq and is a predicted model, not a curated record.
GGGAAAGAAUUUUACUCUCGAUCAAAUUCCUGAUAUGACAGGCAAGGUCUGCAUUGUCACAGGCGGCAAUACUGGAAUUGGCAAAGCUUGCGCUUUUGCAUUCGCAAAGAAAAACGCCCAUGUCAUUAUCGCCUCUCGUACGCCUUCAAAAGCUCUUGCAGUUGUAGAAGAAAUCAAGAAUGAAACCAAGAACGAACUUGUUGAAUUCAUCCAGUUAGACCUCCUCUCUCUUGCUUCUGUCACCAAGUUUGCAAGUGAGUUCAAGGCCAAGAAGCUUCCGCUCCAUGUUUUGCUGAACAAUGCUGGAGUUAUGGCGUGCCCUUUUGCUCUCUCUGAAGAUGGUUAUGAAUCACAGUUUGCUACCAAUCAUCUAGCUCACUUCCAUCUCACUAUGCAAUUGCUCCCGGUUCUGGAGGAGAGCCAGCCUAGUCGUGUCGUCAAUGUCUCUUCAUGGGGACACAAUACCAUCUAUUUCCACGGUUUAGAUCUUGAGACUAUGAAUGAUGAAAGCAAGUAUAGCGCCUUCGUUUCAUACGGUCGAUCCAAGGCUGCCAAUAUUUUGUUCACACGUGAGCUCUCACAGAGAUUGGAACAGAAGGGUGUGAAAGUAAGAUUGGCUUGAUAGUGGCAUAUUCGAAUCGAUUCAUUUUUUAACUCAACCCAAUGCAGGGAAUAUAUGUAAACAGUUGUCACCC